AUGUUUAGCACGGCCGCGCGGUUGACGGAGAGACAGGGGAGGAGCGGAACGACGCGUCUCGAGUACCUUCAGCUGAACGUGUUGGAGCUCUUUCUCGACUGUUUGACGGAGGAGAAUGCAAGGCUCGUUCAGUUUGGCAUGGGAGGGCUGUGCAACGCCACUGCAGAUGCUGCCAACUUAUCAGCGAUCGAUUGCCACUGCAGACAACGUCUUGUCUGUGCUUGCCUGCCUUUACUACAUUUGCACUCCUCGCACCCGAUCAGUAAUUCUGACAUCCAGCCUGCUUGA
This is a messenger RNA of Closterium sp. NIES-65, 288 nucleotides long. NCBI's taxonomy places the organism in Eukaryota, Viridiplantae, Streptophyta, Zygnematophyceae, Desmidiales, Closteriaceae. The record is from the annotation of a GenBank genome assembly.